UGUAGACUCGCCCCCCCCCCCUUCCUCUUCCUGAAUUCCUUUUCCUGUAGCUCCUUUGGAUAAAACUUUUCGUUUGGUGUUGUCGUUGUUUAAUUUUGCUGGGCGAAUCUCAACAGUUCGGAAAGGACAAAGAUGAUGCCGAUAUAAGCACACUGGACAACUGAGAAUAACAAUCAAACCUGAAAAGUGAAGCAAAUUGAACAGAAUUAAAAAUAGUUUCCAUUUCCUUCUGAAAGCCACACAAUUCGUAGCUAUUUUGGGAAAACACAGAGUUCAAACCACAAGAGGAUCCACACUGGCGAAAAGCCAUAUAAAUACUCUGAAUGUGGCAAAAGUUUUGGUCAGAAUAGCUCCCUUGUGAUUCAUAGAAGGAGCCACAUAGAACAGAUGCCCUACAACUGCCCCCAAUGUGGUAAAUCCUUUCGCAAGAAUUGCAAAUUUGUGAUACAUCAGCAGACUCACACCAGGAAGAAACCAUACAAGUGUCCAGAUUGUGGGAGACAUUUCACUUGCCAUUCUAACCUGGUGACACACCAGAGGAUUCACACAGGAGAGAAACCCUUUGAAUGUCCUGAUUGUGGGAAAAGUUUCCGUAGCAAUUCCAACCUGGUGACACACCAGAGGACUCACACAGGAGAUAAACCCUUUGAAUGUCCUGAUUGUGGGAAAAGUUUCCGUAGCAAUUCCAACCUGGUGACACACCAGAGGACUCACACAGGAGAGAAACCCUUUGAAUGUCCUGAUUGUGGGAAAAGUUUCAGUCAGAAUUCCAGCUUGGUCAACCACCAGAGGAUUCACACAGGAGAGAAACCCUUUGAAUGUUCUGAUUGUGGGAAAAGUUUUAGUCGCAAUUCCUACCUGGUGAUACACCAGAGGAUUCACACAGGAGAAAAACCUUUUCAGUGUCCAGAUUGUGGGAAACCUUUUAGUGAAAAUUCCACCCUGGUGAGACACCAGAGGAUUCACACAGGAGAGAAACCCUUUAAAUGUCCUGAGUGUGGGGAAAGUUUCAAUCGAAAUUCCAACCUGGUGACACACCAGAGGACUCACACAGGAGAGAAACCUUUUCAGUAUCCAGAUUGUGGGAAACUUUUUAGUGAAAAUUCCACCCUGGUGCGACACCAGGGGACUCACAUAGGAGAGAAACCCUUUGAAUGUCCUGAUUGUGGGAAAAGUUUCAGUCGCAGUUCCAGGCUGGUGAUACACCAGAGGAUUCACACAGGAGAAAAACCUUUUCAGUGUCCAGAUUGUGGGAAACCUUUUAGUGAAAAUUCCACCCUGGUGCGACACCAGAGGACUCACACAGGAGAGAAACCCUUUGAAUGUCCUGAGUGUGGGAAAAGUUUUAGUGUGAGUUCCCACCUGGUGAGUCACCAGACGAUUCACACAGGAGAGAAACCCUUUAAAUGUCCUGAUUGUGGGAAAAGUUUCAAUCUCAAUUCCAACCUGGUGAGACACCAGAGGACUCACACAGGAGAGAAACCCUUUGAAUGUCCUGAGUGUGGGAAAAGUUUCAGUCUCAAUUCCAGCCUGGUGAGACACCAGACGAUUCACACAGGAGAGAAACCCUUUAAAUGUCCUGAUUGUGGGAAAAGUUUCAGUCGGAAUUCCCACUUGGUGACCCACCAAAGGACACACACAAGAGGGAAACCACAUGAGUGUCCAGACCUGCGGGCCCAGCCCCACUUCCUGAGGGGCUGCUCGGCUGUGCUUACCUCCUUAAGGCUGCUGCUGUGCUCGCUCUCCUUGGGCACGUUGCUCAUGGUGUAUGCAGGAGAGCAAAGUGUGUGUCAGAGGGUGGCCCAUUCCAUGGGGCUGGGCCGAGGUGGCGCCCCAGAUCUAAGGCUGGGCGAGGUUCGGCCCGAAGGCAAAUCGCACCUGGUCAACCUGGGCCAAGCCAAGGCAUCACAGGCCGGUCCUUUAAUGUUUCCAGGGCAGACCCAAGGGCCAGAUGAAACCAUCUUGCAGGCCGGAUUCAACCUGCGGGCCUUGACUUUGACACCCCUGAACAGAUGUGGUAAAUGUUGUAAAUGCUUUGGCAAGAAUUGCAAAUUUGUGAUACAUCAGCAGACUCACACCAUGAAGAAACCAUACAAGUGUCCAGAUUGUGAGAAACAUUUCAGUUGCCAUUCUAACCUGGUGCUACACCAGAGGACUCACACAGGAGAGAAACCCUUUGAAUGUUUUGAUUGUGGGAAACAUUUCAGUUACCAUUAUAACCUGCUGAUACACCAGAGGAUUCACACAGGAGAGAAACCUUUUGAAUGUCCAUAUUGUGGGAAAAGUUUCAGUCACAAUUCCAGCCUGGUGACACACCAGAGGACUCACACAGGAGAAAAACCUUUUCAGUGUCAAGAUUGUGGGAAAAGUUUCAGUCACCAUUCCCACCUGGUGACACACCAGAGGAUUCACACAGGAGAGAAACCCUUUGAAUGUCCUGAUUGUGGGAAAAGUUUUAGUCUGAGUUCCAAUCUGGUGAGACACCAGAGAAUUCACACAGGAGACAAACCAUUUGAAUGUCCUGAGUGUGGGAAAAGUUUCAGUCACAAUUCCAGCCUGGUCAACCACCAGAGGAUUCACACAGGAGAGAAACCCUUUGAAUGUUCUGAUUGUGGAAAACAUUUCAGUCACAAUUCCUGCCUGGUAAUACACCAGAGGAUUCACACAGGAGAAAAACCUUUUCAGUGUCCAGAUUGUGGGAAACGUUUUAGUCAAAAUUCCUAUCUGGUGCGACACCAGAGGACUCACACAGGAGAGAAACCCUUUGAAUGUCUUGAGUGUGGGAAAAGUUUCAGUCUCAAUUCCAGCCUGGUGAUACACCAGAGGAUUCACACAGGAGAGAAACCCUUUGAAUGUCCUGAGUGUGGGAAAAGUUUUAGUGUCAGUUCCCACCUGGUGCGACACCAGACGAUUCACACAGGAGAGAAACCCUUUGAAUGUCCUGAUUGUGGCAAAAGUUUCAGUCGGAAUUCCAACCUGGUGACCCACCAGAGGAUUCACAGAGGAGAGAAACCUUUUAAAUGUCCUGAGUGUGGGAAAUGUUUCAGUCACAAUUCCUUCCUGUUGAUACACCAGAGGACUCACACAGGAGAGAAACCCUUUGAAUGUCCUGAUUGUGGGAAAAGUUUCAGUCAGAAUUCCAGCCUGGUGACCCACCAGAGGACACACACAAGAGGGAAACCAUACAAGUGUCCAGAUUGUGGGAAAUGUUUUGGUUACCGUUCUAGCCUGGUGAACCAUCAGAAGACUCACACAGGAGAGAAACCACAUGAGUGUCCAGACUUGCGGGGUCAAGAAUUGCAAAUUUGUGAUACAUCAGCAGACUCACACCAGGAAGAAACCAUACAAAUGUCCAGAUUGUGGGAGACAAACAGAGGAGACAAACCCUUUGAAUGUCCUGAGUGUGGGAAAAGUUUCAGUCGCUAUUCCAGCCUGGUGACACACCAGAGGAUUCACACAGGAGAGAAACCCUUUGAAUGUCCUGAGUGUGGGAAAAGUUUCAGUCGCAAUUCCAGCCUGGUGACACACCAGAGGAUUCACACAGGAGAUAAACCCUUUGAAUGCCCAGAUUGUGGGAAAAGUUUUAGUCUGAGUUCCAACCUGGUGAGACACCAGAGGAUUCACACAGGAGACAAACCCUUUGAAUGUCCUGAGUGUGGGAAAAGUUUCAGUUACAAUUCAAGCCUGGUGAUACACCAGAGGAUUCACACAGGAGAGAAACCAUAUGAAUGUCCAGAUUGUGGGAAAUGUUUCAUUGCAAAUUCAGACCUGGUGGUACACCAGAGGACUCACACAGGAGAGAAACCUUUUGAAUGUCUAUAUUGUGGGAAAAGUUUCAGUCACAGUUCCAGCCUGGUGACACACCAGAGGACUCACACAGGAGAAAAACCUUUUCAGUAUCCAGAUUGUGGGAAACUUUUUAGUGAAAAUUCCACCUUGGUGCGACACCAGAGGACUCACACAGGAGAGAAACCCUUUGAAUGUCCUGAUUGUGGGAAAAGGUUUAGUGUGAGUUCCAACCUGGUGACACACCAGAGGAUUCACACAGGAGACAAACCCUUUGAAUGUCCUGAGUGUGGGAAACAUUUCAGUCGUAAUUCCUGCCUGGUGAUACACCAGAGGAUUCACACAGGAGAAAAACCCUUUGAAUGUUCUGAUUGUGGGAAACAUUUCAGUCACAAUUCCUGCCUGGUGAUACACCAGAGGAUUCACACAGGAGAAAAACCUUUUCAGUGUCCAGAUUGUGGGAAACUUUUUAGUGAAAAUUCCACCCUGGUGCGACACAAGAGGACUCACACAGGAGAGAAACCCUUUGAAUGUCCUGAUUGUGGGAAAAGUUUCAGUCUCAAUUCCAGCCUGGUGACCCACCAGAGGAUUCACACAGGAGAGAAACCCUUUAAAUGUCCUGAGUGUGGGAAAAGUUUUAGUGUGAGUUCCCACCUGGUGAGACACCAGACGAUUCACACAGGACAGAAACCCUUUGAAUGUCCUGAUUGUGGGAAAAGUUUCAGUCGGAAUUCCAACCUGGUGAGACACCAGAGGAUUCACACAGGAGAGAAACCUUUUAAAUGUCCUGAGUGUGGGAAAUGUUUCAGUCACAAUUCCUUCCUGUUGAUACACCAGAGGAUUCACACAGGAGAGAAACCCUUUGGAUGUCUUGAGUGUGGGAAAAGUUUCAGUCAGAAUUCCAGCCUGGUGACCCACCAGAGGACACACACAAGAGGGAAACCCUACAAGUGUCCAGAUUGUGGGAAAUGUUUUGGUUACCAUUCUAGCCUGGUGAACCACCAGAAGACUCACACAGGAGAGAAACCACAUGAGUGUCCAGACCUGCAGGGUCAAACUAUUUGAUUGAGGGCCACAUCAGGAUUGUGGUUGACCUUGUGGGUGGGCAUGGUGGGGGGACGUCACAUGGCCAGCUCGACAUCUCUUGUGUCGUGGUGGCCCAGGCAGGUCUGGGGGGUUCCAUUGUCUCCAGCAGAGAAAGGCAAGACCAUGGUAAGCACCAAAAACCUUGUUCUCACCAUCCCUCUCCGGACAUGCAAAGGACCCCCGGACAGCAGCACAGGCUGCCCAGACCCCUGGGACCAUAUGCACUGAGCCUGGCCCUCACGCUCCCAUUGCAUUGGGACCCCACAGCCCAGGCCCGCUUCCCGAGGGGCUGCUCGGCUGUGCUUACCUCCUUAAGGCUGCUGCUGUGCUCGCUCUCCUUGGGCACGUUGCUCAUGGUGUAUGCAGGAGAGCAAAGUGUGUGUCAGAAGGUGGCCCAUUCCAUGUGAGGAGCCCCAGCUUUGUAACUAAAGCAUCCUCAGCAAUCGGAUGGGAGACCAUCAGGAGAGGUCAGGAGGAGGGGACAAGGGGAUAGUGAAAGGGCAGAAGGGCAGCUGUUGGCCAAGUGCAAAGGUAGGACUUCCCUCAGAAUCUGACUCCCUCAUUAUAAACCUUCCUUUCCUUUCCUUUCCUUUCCUUUCCUUUCCUUUCCUUUCCUUUCCUUUCCUUUCCUUUCCUUUCUUUUCUUUUCUUUUCUUUCUUUCCUUUCCUUUCCUUUUUUUAAGCUGCCAGAGGCUCCCAACAAAGGCUUCCCAUUUUGACCCCUCCGCCAUCGCUUCAGCAUGGUUUUUAGCUCACAUCUCCCAGACUGGUGCAUGUGUAUGGUUUUGUGUGUGUGUUCCCCUUGCAGCCCAGCCAGCGCUGUGAUAUUGGAGAGAAAAAGAAGAUCGGGAGAGGCUGGGGGUUGAGAAAAUGAAACAAGCAUUGCAAAAAAACAGCUUUUGUUAUCUUUCAGCCUACAAUCAGCUUGCAGGCUGUAAGUGAGUGAGUAUAAAUGAGUGAGACACCUCCCCCUGCCCCCCCUUCCACACACACACACACACACACACACACACUCUCUCUCUCUCACUCAAACAAACUUCUGUGAUGGCAGGCUGCAAAGUGCAAACUAACGAAAGGUGGUUUUUUGUAAUGUUUGUUUCUUUUUUUCAGCCCCCAGUCUCUCCUGAUCUUUCCCUCUCCAGUGUCACAGCACUGGGCUCCAAGGGGGGAGACCUUAUGUGCUCAUACUUGUGUGCGCACACACACACACACACACACACACACACACACCUGUGUACAGGUAGGAGAGGUGAGCUGAGAGUCAUGCAGAGAUCCGUCAGGCACAGAGGCAACAACAGGGGAAGGGGAUCCAAAUGGGAAGCCUCUGCCCAUUUAAAAAAAGAAAACCCUGGGGAGCUUCCCUUUUUGUCCACCCUCCCCUCCGUUGCCUCCAUGCCUGAUGCCAAAGGGGAAAUUCUGCUUCCUCCCCCACCCUGCAAUGCCAGAAGCCUCAGGACAAUAUCCUUUGCCUUCCACGUCCCCCACUGACCCUGUGCAAUCUCCUACCGCCUAUGCAUGACAUGCUGACCAUAGCGUGACAAGCCUUAGAUCUGUGUCGGCGCCUUGGUCCAGCCCCCUGGCUCGGAGCGUGAGAAGGCUGGUGUCCUAGGUGAAGGGCAGUGCUCAGUCCCUAGGAACGCCAGGCCCUGCGCACUCGAUGCCUGCUGUGCUGACACCCAGGGGGCUGGGCCGAGGUGGCGCCACAGAUCUAAGGCUGGGUGAGGUUCGUCCCGAAGGCAAAUCAGCACCUGGUCAACCUGGGCCAAGCCAAGGCAUCACAGGCCGGUCCUUUAAUGUUUCCAGGGCAGACCCAAGGGCCAGAUCAAACUAAGGUGGCCUGCAAAACCAGCUUGAGAAUACAGGCCCCAAGCCUCUAGAACUUUGGUCAAGCAUAACUUCCCUGCCUAAGGAAAUGCCUUGUCAGCUAUAUUAAGGAAACUGCUUUCUCAGCUUGAUGAAUGGCCAUAUUGAGGCCAAGAUACACCCCUAAAUGUGCUGUGCUCAGAUAGCCAUAUCCUGCUGUCUUGCAACAACUGCAUUCUGUUAUCGCUAUAAACAUUUGUGUUGCCUCCCCCAUGUCUGGUAUUGGUUCCCCAAUAUUCAUUUCUUGGAAAUAUAGCCAUAUAUGGAAUGUAACAUGCUAAGACAAUGUAUACGCAGCCUAUACGGUAUAUAAAGCCCUGUUGGAAAACCCCUAACUUUGUUCAGACCCUCAGCUUUGUUCUGUAUCCUGAACCUGCGCAAUAAAGUACCUUUCCUUCCCAGAA
Messenger RNA from Ahaetulla prasina, 7139 nucleotides. Its product is annotated as zinc finger protein 850-like. Gene Ontology annotation, molecular function: RNA polymerase II cis-regulatory region sequence-specific DNA binding; DNA-binding transcription factor activity, RNA polymerase II-specific. Gene Ontology annotation, cellular component: nucleus. Gene Ontology annotation, biological process: regulation of transcription by RNA polymerase II; central nervous system development. The record is from RefSeq and is a predicted model, not a curated record. The coding region runs from base 388 to 4851 and encodes 1487 amino acids. Lineage: Eukaryota; Metazoa; Chordata; Lepidosauria; Squamata; Colubridae. The transcript is spliced from 6 exons.